ACCCACAACCCUACUUUAAAAAACACACCAUUGUGAAAAUACUGAAGCAGAUGGCAAUGGCCUUGAUUUCCUAAGCAGCUGGGUGAUGCUUAUCUAAGCAGGGAAUUUUUUUAGCAGAUGGCACCUGCCUGGGCCCAAUGGGCAGGGAGCUCCAAAGUGCCGGUGCUGCCACAUUAAGCGACCAGGUUCUUGCCACAUAAGACCUGUUCUGCAGGGCCAGUUCUGCCACUUGAAGAAGGCCGGUGGCCUCCAGUAGACACACAAUCUGCUAGGGCGCUUGGCAGUGACAGGAUGCCACGAUGGACGGUGGGGUUCUCCCUGACAGCAUCCUUUUUGAGAUAUUCCUGUACUUGGACUACUCGGACGUCCUCUCAGCGGGGCUCGUAUGCCGGCAGUGGCAUGCCGUGGCGCAGGACGAAGUGCUCUGGAAGGACCUUUUCUACAGAUACUAUCCAGUAGCCCGGGACGUCCCACGACACCCAGCUGCCACUUCCUGGUAUGGCGAGUUCCAGCGGCUGUCCGACACCAUCCCCUGCGUGGAAGUUCAGACGUUGGCGGAGCACAGCGACCAAGUCCUCCACCUCAGCUUCUCCCACAAUGGCUACCUGCUGGCCUCCUGCUCCAAGGACUGUACCGUUAAGAUCUGGAACAAUGGCCUGCCUCUCUCCCUGCUCCACAGCACCAGCAUGAAGAAGUACAACUGGAAGUACACCCAGUUCUCCCAGUUCAACGCAGACGAUUCCCUCCUCCUUGUCUCUGGGGUCUUCGUGGGGCCCCGGACUACUUCCUCAGGCGAGAUCGCUGUCAUCGAUCUGGAAAACUUUGCCCUCCUGUCCCGGGUUCGCAACAAGCCCUACGACGUGUUCGGCUGCUGGCUGAAUGAGACCCACCUGAUCUCUGGGAACCUGCACCGUAUGGGGAACUACACCUCCUGCUCUGUGCUGUGGCUGAACAACGCCUUCCAGGGUGUCGAGUCUGAGAACAUGAACGUGGUGAAGAGGCUGUUCAAGAUCCAGAACCUGAACGCCAGCAAGAUCCGGAUGGUGACUGUGGCAGACUGCAGCCGCUACGACCCUUCUGACCUCCUCCUGAACCAUGGGGAGCACUUGGAGGGCGGGACCAGGAGCCCCUGCCAGGCCCCCAACCUCUGCAGUGACAGCGAGGAGGAGGAAGAGCAGGCGGAGGAGCAGCAGCAGGGCAAGCAGAAGGCAGCGCCAGAACCGGGCUCCUCGGGGGCAGAGAGCCAGGCGAGCGCUGGCAGUGGGCUGGGCCGCUUCCUGACGGACAUCAUGGAGGGGCGAGUCCGGCCGGUCAUGACGGAGCUACAGAUGGAGGCCAAAGUCGCCCAGCUCCUGGCACAGAACAGGACGAAGCCCCCCGAGCCGAACCUGCUGUCCACGGAGGGGAGCACUAAGAAAUACUUGAUCUUCACCACCGGCUGCCUCGCCUUCUCCCCACACCAGAUUGGGAUUAAGCAGAUCUCGCCUCACCAGAUGACGACCGCAGGCCCCGUCCUUGGAGAGGAGAGAAACUCGGACAAGUUCUUUGAUUCGCUCGACCACGUCAUUGAUUUCCAUGGGCAUAUUAUCGGCAUGGGCCUCUCCCCUGACCACAGGUACUUGUACGUGAACAGCCGGGCCUGGCCCCAGGACUCUGUCAUUUCCGACCCUUUGCACCCGCCGCCCAUCUCUGAGGAGAUUGACCUCCAUGUGGUGGACCUCAAGACCAUGACGGAGGCCCAGGGACCCUUGCGAGGCCACCGGGCGCACACUCCCAGCAACGACUUCUUCUUCAUAUUCUUGGAUGUCAGCAGAGACUUCGUGGCCAGUGGGGCGGAGGAUCACCACGGCUACGUCUGGGACCGGCACUACGGGGUCUGCUUGGCCAAGCUGCAGCACAGCGACGUGGUCAACUCGGUGGCCUUCAGCCCCGUGGAACAGGAACUCUUGUUGACGGCCAGCGACGACGGGGCCAUCAAAGUGUGGCGCUCCCCCCGCACCGUGAGGCUCCUUCAGGCUGAGAAGCCGCGGCCACAAAAGCUCUCCUUCUCUUGGGUCACGAACCGGAGGAGGUGAACCGAACCGUUGUGGCCCUGCAACCUGCAAGGUCACCGUGUCUACUUGCUGCGGCUGGGCUCCCUCGUGAAAAGCCCUGCCGUAGACAGACAGCAGGCCCAGUGGCCUGGGGUGAGAUCAGAAGGGGGUUCUGGAGUUUUCGGGUGGGGUUUGCUGGCUAAGAGGGGAAACCCGUUCAGCUGCAGUUGCCCUGGGCUCAAAAUGGUUAGGGGUGCAGAUUUUGACACCCGGGACUGCCUCAGCACAGCUAUGUGCUUCCACCCCGGGGUCCGUUCAAAAUGGCUUCUUCAUGAGAACCAGGAAGUGACCUCUCCAGACACCGGAACGACUCUUCUUUUCUUAUCUCUGUGGCUGCAAUCUCCAGGAUGAUGCAGGCACCAUUAGGCAGUUGAAUGCACAUGCAUACUCCAUUUGUUUCCAUCGCUCCCACCACCCUCUGCACAGCCCGGGCACUGGCAACCCACGCUAUGGCACUGCUUCUCAGUUAAGGCAACUAUGGCAGAGCCCUGGGGAAAUCGCAAGAGGGCACAGUAUUAACAUGUCGUACCAGAAACCUCCAAGCCCCUCUCUCCUGCCACCCAAACGCUGAUCUCCUUCUGUUUCCAUGGGCAGAAACAGAAACGUUUCCACAGUGCUCCUGUUCUACAGCCGAUCAUGAAAUAGUGCCCUGGCCGAGCCCCUCCUGCUCAUCUCUAGGUAGAUUGAAAAACACAUUUAACUUAUUAUUUUUCCCUUGGCAUCUGGACCCUACGAUCUGGCGGGUUUGUGUUUUAGCCAGGAAUCAGUCUGUGGGGAAGCCUUGCACUCCAGAGAGUCCAGGGUCUCUGUCUCUGCCCAGUAACAUCCCUUUGGCUGUUUCUGGGCUGAGCCACCACCUGCUCCUCGUUUCCUCCUGGUUGCAGAGCUUCUGCAACCAGGGCGGCGCUCACCCUGGUUUGAGCACCCUGGUUGCAGAAGCUCUUUGCUUUUGUCCAGAGCACUCCCAAACACCCGCUUUGCCUUUCCAUGGAGGCCAGGAGGGAAAGAGAGAGUUGCCGAGCGGGAGGAGGGGGGCGAGCAAGCACAGUGCCAAAUGGGGAGGGAAUUUGAGGAUUAGAUUUUCCUUUUUCCUAGCUGCCAAGUCCCUACUUGCUAGUUCGGAUGUAUCUCUGGGUGCCCCAUCUGGCUUCCUUUCACCACUUGAAAGCUUGCGUGGAAAUAAAGCAGCCUCUCCACAGA
Podarcis muralis (Common wall lizard) is the source of this 3293-nucleotide messenger RNA. Lineage: Eukaryota; Metazoa; Chordata; Lepidosauria; Squamata; Lacertidae. The record is from RefSeq and is a predicted model, not a curated record.